Molecule: messenger RNA, 2211 nt
Organism: Erinaceus europaeus (western European hedgehog)
Lineage: Eukaryota; Metazoa; Chordata; Mammalia; Eulipotyphla; Erinaceidae
Gene: MARVELD3
Product: MARVEL domain containing 3
Exons: 3
Coding region: 110-1183 (357 amino acids)
Cellular component (GO): membrane
Source: RefSeq, a predicted model, not a curated record
GUGAGCGCCCGCCCCGCCCUGCUCCUCCCGGGUCACCUGCCCGCGAAACUUGCUGCGAGUGAGUGGCCGCUUCUGGGUGGCCGCGGGGCGGGGGUCACGGAACCAGGCCAUGGGGGAGAGGACAGGGCCGCGGGAGCCCCGGACCCGGCCGAGAGAGCGCGACUCCCAGCGGCCUCCCCGCCCGGAGCGCGAUCGCCGCCCCGAGCGGCCCCGGGACCGAGCAGGGGAGCGGCGCGGCGGGAGGGACGGCGGCCGGGAGCCGCGGCUCGAGGAGCCCCGCACCGCCCAACAAAGACACGGGGACCGGUCCCGUCACGGCCGAGCGCGGGACCCCGGCAGGAGCCCCGCCUGGGACGCAGCCCCGCCCCCCUGGCCCGCGCCCUGGGAAACCCCGGAGCCGCUCGCCUCCAGGAACCAGGGUUUCGAGCGCCGCGCACCCCAAAGGGAACCCACUUCAGAAAGGUAUCUGCCUUCAAAACCCAGGCCUGAACAAGAGGAAGUGGAAUAUUACCAGUCAGAGGCUGAAGGACUGCUGGAAUGCCAUAAAUGCAGAUAUCUGUGCACCGGGAGAGCCUGCUGCCAAAUGCUGGAGGUUCUCCUGAACUUGCUGAUCCUGGUCUGCAGCUCUGUGUCUUACAGUUCCACAGGGGGCUACACAGGCAUCACUAGCCUGGGGGGUAUUUACUACUACCAGUAUGGAGGAGCAUACAGUGGGUUUGACGGUGUUGAUGGGGAGAAGGCACAGCAGCUGGAUGUCCAGUUCUACCAGCUAAAGCUGCCCACAGUCACCGCAGCCAUGGCCUAUAGCGGAGCCCUAAUGGCCUUCUGCUGCCUCCUCAUUGUCUCAGGCAUCAUGCGUGUCCCAUGGCACUGCCCCCUUUGGCUGGUGGUGGAAGGCCUGCUGGACAUGCUCAUCACAGGGGCUUAUAUCCCAGCCUUGUACUUCUACUUCCACCAUCUCUCUGAAGCCUACACCUCCCCCGUGUGUCAAGAAAGGGAGGCUCUGUACCAGAGCAAGGGGUACAGAGGCUUCAGCUGCACUUUCCAUGCAGGAGACAUAGGAGCUGGAAUCUUUGCCACCCUAGGCAUUGGGGUCUUUGCCACAGGGGCUGUGCUGACUGUCCAGGGUUACCGAAAGGUCAGGAAGCUGAAAGAGAAGCCUGUAGAAACGUUGGUGUUUUAAGCUUUUAAAAAUGUUGUCAGACCAGCAAGAUAACACAGCCAUCGUACACAGGACUGCAGGUUCAAUCGCCAGCACCACCAGCCAGAGCUGAGCAGUGCUAUGGUCAAAAACUAAUUAACUGAUUGACUAAUACUAACAACCUAAUUAGUAAGGUAGUCAAUUAAUUAAAAUAUGCUGCCAGAUAUAAGUGAUGGCAGUAGCCCUGAACCACUAUCUUCCAUUUGUUGUGGAACUUGUCAGCUUUGGAAAAGAUAACAGGCCAACUUUGCAUGCUGGAUGUAUGUGACUUGAGUUUCAGGAGCUGCACUCUCUGCUGUCAUGAGCCCUAGUUCUGGGGUCUGUGUUGGUGAAACAAAAGUUUUGUUGUUUUGUUUAUACUCCCAAACUACAAAUCAAGACCCACAAGGAAAAGGCACAUGGUGUAUUUCUUGCUUAAAUAAAGGGAAAUAACCACGACAAUUUGAAGAACCUUGAUUUCAAAGUUCAUGAAACACCACAUGGGCAUGAGAUAACUUAUCAGCCUGAACUGUUCUAAACAUUGCUGUCUUAAGCAGAUUAGGACUCAGUUUUUCUCCACAUGGGAUUCUGGUUCUUCACUUCCUUGAUGCUCUGGAUAGGAGGAGGGUAGGGGUGGGUGGAGUGGGGAAGAAGCUAGGGAGACCAGGUCUGGAAGACUGAAGUUAGAUAGGCGUGGGCUGAGUAAAGAGAGAUCAGAUUAUUUUACUGGGUUGUAAAGAAGCUACUCUACAAUGACCUUGAAAGCUCACUCAAUAAGUGUUUUGUGUUUUUUUGUAAAUGUACCAUUGUAUGAAGAAUUAAAUCUGGAAUUUAGGACCCAAUGUGGGUAGGAAAAAAAAAAAAAAACAUCUUUCUCAACAGAAGACUGAGACUGAGCCAAACAACUUCAUGGGUUCAUAAUUAUUGCAUAUUAAACUACAGCUGAUGGCACAUUACAGUAGAUUUUUGGUGCAAGUGAAUGUGUUGUUUGCUUUAUGUAAAUCCAAUAAAAGUCCAAAGAAAAACUUUAA